This is a messenger RNA of Lodderomyces elongisporus, 1260 nucleotides long. RefSeq names its product Kar4p (gene KAR4). Bases 1 to 1260 code for a protein of 419 amino acids. Lineage: Eukaryota; Fungi; Ascomycota; Pichiomycetes; Serinales; Debaryomycetaceae. The record is from RefSeq and is a predicted model, not a curated record. The transcript has a single exon. Gene Ontology annotation, molecular function: mRNA binding. Gene Ontology annotation, cellular component: RNA N6-methyladenosine methyltransferase complex; nucleus.
AUGUAUACAUACAACAAAUUUGGCUUACGCUCAUCUUCUUCCUCUUCAUCGAUAUCAUCUAUAGCAAAUUCUGUCUCAGUGGUGACUAAACCGCCAACUUCAAGGGCUACAUCUAGUUCAUCACUUAGGCUGAAGAUUGCGCAGGAUAAAGCUCAAAGGGAGGAAGACACUUUCGUCUCAUCUGAUUCUAGUACCGUUGCUGCUACAACACCUGCACUGAUUGAUUACACGAAUCACUAUAUCCAUACCGGUGAGCAUUCAACCAAAUUCAUACGCAAUGUGGAGAAUCCAUUUGAUGGUUACCCAAAACUCGAAAAGUUGCAUCAGUUGAAAAGACAACAAAUUCAAAAACAUGCAACAAAAGCAUAUGGUGUUCGCUGCUCUACAGAUAAGAUUGUCCCUACAUUGAACAAAUGGAUCGAUAAACAUGAACUUAAGUUUAAUGUGAUUAUGAUUGGGGCAUUAGUGGAAAACCAAUUUAUUUUACCAUUAUUGAAUAAAUUACCAAUCCACAAACUUUGUUCAAAGCCCGGAUUCUUAUUCAUUUGGUCUACUGCUCAAAAGAUACAAGAAUUAACCACAUUGUUGAACAACGACAAUUUCAACAGAAAAUUUAGACGUUCCGAAGAGUUAAUUUUUUUACCAAUUGAUGAGGAUUCGCCAUACUACCCAAAACAAACAGACUCGAUGUAUGAAAAGUCUGUUUUGGAAAAACAGCAAUGGCAUUGCUGGAUGUGUAUCACAGGUACAGUAAGAAGAUCAACGGAUAAUGACUUGAUUCAUUGUAAUGUUGAUACCGAUCUACAAAUCGAGUCACCAUCGCUUACAUCUCCAUCAUCGCCUAAACCACAAGGUAAAAAUGCGUGUCCUGAACAAAUAUACAAAGUGGCUGAAAAUUUUUCAAACUCAAACAGACGCUUGCACAUAAUACCUUCUAGAUUGGGGUAUGACACGCACAUUAAGUUACGACCAGGAUGGAUCAUUAUGGGACCAGAUGUGCUAGUCAAUAAUUUCAAGCCAGAAGAAUACAAAGAGGAAUUGGUAAAAAAAUCCAUAGUAAAGUACAAACAAUUUGGCAGUGGUGGUAGUAAUGGUUUUGGCAGUAUUGGGGACGGUAACGGACGUGGAAUCAAUGAGAUCAAUGGAGCAAAAACAAAAAGUGUUUGUCCACCUCCUACAGCUCAAUACUUGGUACCUCAAACUAAUGAGAUCGAAGAUUUGAGACCUAAAAGUCCUGGUGUUAUGGUAAAAAGUAGCUAA